AUGGAGCAAAAAGAUAAAGAGAGACAAAUGCAUUUUGACCUUGAAAUUAGGAAAAUAGAAGCCGACAAGGAGGUGAGGAUCCGACAACUGGAGAUAGAAGCUGGCUCCAGUACGACUCCAAAAGCUGCUCAGCAUCAAGCCCACUUUGAUGUCUCAAGUCCGUAUCAUCCAGAGAGUCAAGGGGCUCUCGAACGCUGGCAUCAGACGCUGAAGGCAAUGCUACGCAAGUAUUGUAUGGAUACCAGUACCGAUUGGGAUGAGGGGGUGCCCUUUGUCCUAUUUGCUAUUAGGGAAACGAUACAAGAGUCCUUAGGGUUCAGCCCUGCUGACCUUGUGUUUGGACAUACACCAAGGGGUCCGCUGAAAGUGUUGAAGGAGCAUAUCUUAUCUCCUACACCCAGUAGCGCCCCUAAAAAUGUGUUGGAUUAUGUCAGUAAGAUGCGGGAGAGACUGCACGCCGCAUGUGCGUUGGCCCAAAAGUCUCUUUCCUCUUCGCAAAAACGCAUGAAGGUGCAUUAUGACAAAAAGGCUGUUGGCCGUUCUUUUGCACCAGGGGAUCAAGUUUUAGUUUUGUUGCCAAUUCCUGGCUCAUCUCUGUCAGCACGUUUUUCUGGACCAUAUCUGGUGGAAAAGAAACUCAGUGACACAAACUAUGUGAUAAAGACCCCAGAUCGAAGGCGUUCUUCCCGUGUGUGUCAUGUUAACAUGCUAAAAGAAUAUUAUGUACGUGACUCUCCAGACAGCUCCUCAAGUAAGCCGGUCCAGCCCGCCGUCUCCAGUGUGGCUGCGGUGGUGCUGAAGCCUGGCUGGGACCUAGAGGAGGAUAAGGAGGAUGGGUUGGAGUUACGCCAUACGUUACAGCAGUGUGAACGCCUAUGUAAUUCAGAGAUGCUGAAGAAGUUACCCUCUCAAAUGGAACAUUUGGAUAGCGAUCAAACUAAGGACCUUAUCCUAUUGAUAAACAGUUUUCUCAGUGUGUUUCAGGACGUUCCAAGUCGCACGUCCAUCUUGGAACAUGACGUGGAUGUGGGCAACGCUGCUCCUAUACGUCAGCAUCCGUACCGGGUUAAUACAAAGAAAAGGGAGUAUAGCUGUGGUCAAUGUGGGAAGAGUUUUGCUAAAUCCAGCCAUCUGACUCAACACCAGAGAACACACACAGGAGAGAAACCUUAUAGCUGUGGUCAAUGUGGGAAGAGUUUUGCUAAAUCCAGCCAUCUGACUCAACACCAGAGAACACACACAGGAGAGAAACCUUGUAGCUGUGGUCAAUGUGGGAAGAGUUUUUCUUCUUCUGGCUAUCUAACUAUACACCAGAGAACACACACAGGAGAGAAACCUUAUAGCUGUGGUCAAUGUGGGAAGAGUUUUAGUCAAUCUGGAGAUCUGACAGUGCACCAGAGAAUACAUACAGGAGAGAAACCAUUUAGCUGUAAUCAAUGUGGGAAGAGUUUUAGUCAAUCUGGCCAUCUGACAGUGCACCAGAGAAUACACACAGGAGAGAAAUCUUAUAGCUGUGGUCAAUGUGGGAAGAGUUUUAGUCAAUCUAGCUCUCUGACAGUGCACCAGAGAAUACACACAGGAGAGAAAUCGUUUAGCUGUGAUCAAUGUGGGAAGAGUUUUUCUAAAUCCAGCCAUCUGACUCAACACCAGAGAACACACACAGGAGAGAAACCUUAUAGCUGUGGUCAAUGUGGGAAGAGUUUUGCUAAAUCCAUCCAGCUGAUUGUACACCAGAGAACACACACAGGAGAGAAACCUUAUAGCUGUGGUCAAUGCGGGAAGAGUUUUUCUUCUUCUGGCUAUCUAACUACACACCAGAGAACACACACAGGAGAGAAAUCUUAUAGCUGUGGUCAAUGUUGGAAGAGUUUUAGUCAAUCUGGAGAUCUGACAGUGCACCAGAGAAUACAUACAGGAGAGAAACCAUUUAGCUGUAAUCAAUGUGGGAAGAGUUUUAGUCAAUCUGGCCAUCUGACAGUGCACCAGAGAAUACACACAGGCGAGAAAUCUUAUAGCUGUGGUCAAUGCGGGAAGAGUUUUAGUCAAUCUAGCUCUCUGACAGUGCACCAGAGAAUACACAUAGGAGAGAAACCGUAUAGCUGUGAUCAAUGUGGGAAGAGUUUUUCUACUUCUAGCUAUCUAACUAUACACCAUAGAACACACACAGGA
Salvelinus namaycush (lake trout) is the source of this 2169-nucleotide messenger RNA. Its product is annotated as zinc finger protein 2 homolog. Gene Ontology annotation, molecular function: nucleic acid binding. The transcript is spliced from 3 exons. NCBI's taxonomy places the organism in Eukaryota, Metazoa, Chordata, Actinopteri, Salmoniformes, Salmonidae. The record is from RefSeq and is a predicted model, not a curated record. The annotation marks the transcript as partial. Gene Ontology annotation, biological process: DNA integration.